Solenopsis invicta (red fire ant) is the source of this 5143-nucleotide messenger RNA. RefSeq names its product discoidin domain-containing receptor 2. Gene Ontology annotation, cellular component: signaling receptor complex. Gene Ontology annotation, molecular function: protein tyrosine kinase collagen receptor activity; collagen binding; ATP binding. Gene Ontology annotation, biological process: multicellular organism development; cell surface receptor protein tyrosine kinase signaling pathway; positive regulation of kinase activity. The record is from RefSeq and is a predicted model, not a curated record. NCBI's taxonomy places the organism in Eukaryota, Metazoa, Arthropoda, Insecta, Hymenoptera, Formicidae. Bases 466 to 3237 code for a protein of 923 amino acids. The transcript is spliced from 17 exons.
UCGAUGCUACUCGCGGAUCGCGAGUUCAGUCUGCGACUGGCAACCGCGCGUGUAACAUCGUUCCUUCCUUGUCCCUCUCUCUCUCUCUCUCGCUCUCUUCUCUCCCGCCCCUUCUGCACUCGUCGCACGUUGCGUCGCGCGAGUUUUUGAGUUAAAUUACAUCGGGAGAAAAGUCAAGGAUUAUUCGUCCUCACGAUCAUUUCGGUGCACCGGUUAGGACGGUUUUGCGAGGAAAGGAAACGUGAGAUAAGGUGAGAUAAGAUGAGACCCGAUAUCGUGUCGACGAUGAUCUUCCAGAUUUGUCAGAUGCGUCACCGUUGCGCACUAUCGGAGCGAUCUUGAGGCGAUCGGAUGUGCAGCGGCGCGAGGGAUAACGAUUCAGGACGGGCCGUACAUUCACGCCGGGAGAACUGCUGAUUCGUUAUUUAUCGAAUGCUCUGAUGAAGUCAUCACUCAACGGAGAACAUGAAGACCGAUUAUUCAUCGAUAAUCGCUAGGUUCUGCACGUUGCUGAUACUGUUUGGACCCGUCACGGAUGUCUAUUCACUCGAUAUACGAUCAUGCAACCAGUCCUUGGGAAUGGAAUCGGGUGACAUACCGGAUUCAGCUAUCACUGCGUCCUCAUCGUAUGUGACGAACGUCGGACCGCGAAAUGGCCGACUCCGGAAGGAGACUGCCGGCGGUGCUUGGUGUCCAAAAAGCCAAAUAGAGAAAGGAGUUCGCGAGUGGCUUCAAGUUGAUCUACAGAAUGCUCACGUCGUUACUGGGGUGCAGACACAGGGUCGUUUCGAUCACGGCCGCGGUCAGGAAUACGUCGAGGAUUAUACUGUAGAAUAUCGACGCCCCGGCUUCACUCGAUGGCGCCGAUAUAAGCGUUGGGACCACAAAGAGGUUUUCACUGGCAAUAGCGACACUUCCACCAUUGUAUCGCACAAUUUUAUUCCACCGAUCUUCGCCAGUCAAAUCCGGAUUCUACCACACUCGGAACACAGACGUACGGUUUGUCUUCGCAUCGAGCUCAAAGGAUGCCGAGAUACGAGCGGUGUCAUGAGCUACACUAUACCAGAUGCUUCUCUGGAGGAGUUUAGUGACAUCUCGUACGACGGUAAGAAAGAGGGCAACUUGCUGACCGAUGGUUUAGGUUGUCUAAUCGAUGGCGAGGUCGGCGUGGAUAAUUACAGGCUGGACAUGGGAAAUGGAAAAGGCACGGGCUGGGUUGCUUGGCUUCGUGACACUUUCCAAGAGAACUUCGUGGAGCUCAUCUUCGAGUUUGAAGCCAUAAUGGUGUUCGAAGCGGUACACAUUUAUACCAACAAUUAUUUCUCACGGGACGUACAGGUAUUUUCGAAGGCGGAGAUAUGGUUCAGCAUUGAUGGCGAGACCUAUGAAGACGAGUUCUUGCCUUAUUCCUACAUCCCGGAUGUCGUACUGGAAAACGCCCGAAACGUUUCAAUCGGUCUACACGAACGGCGCGGAAAACUUCUCAAAUUACAUCUGUAUUUCGCUGCGCGAUGGAUCAUAAUCGGCGAAGUGACAUUCGACGCAACAAAUCCCUACGAAAACACUACGGAAGAAGCGGCGUCCGAGUUCAGCAACCGGGAGAUUCCAGUCAACCCCGAAGUGGAUCUCAACUUACAAACGAUUACAGCACCAGGAGAUGGCCAAGAAUAUCUGGAGGUACUGAUAGGUGUUCUAACUGCAAUUAUACUGCUGCUCCUGUUAGUCUUCUUCAUUAUCCUAUUUUUAAAUCGACGACAAAAGCUGCAGAGCUCCCCGACGGUGUUAAAAAAUCCAUUUGGUUUCGCCAUAAAUAUGAAGGGUCUUCUUUUAAACUUAACACCCGGUGGGAUGCUGGCAGCGGAAACAGCCAAUCAUGUUUCACCUGACGUACCGGAAGACGUCAGCAUGCAUGAAUCACUUACGAUGGAGCAAUUUAACUCUCCGCUCGUCAGUCCGCAAUACAAAUCCACAUACGCGAUCGUAGCCAAUUCUGAAUCCCCGAAGGAUUUCAAGAACAUAGAAAUAUCGGAGGAGAACGUACGGCUGGACGCGAGACCAGAAUCCGCGGUCGGUCCAUCCAGCUGUUCCUCAUCGCCGACUAACUCGCCGGCUCGUCACUCCCAACAUUAUAGAACCCUUCAAAGUUAUAGCAGUCCAACUAGGAAACUCAAUAUCGCGGUUACGCCCAAUCACCAAAGGGACGUCGAUCAGGUUCACUCGAAACGCUGGCAUACAGCGCCAAAGGAGAAGCACAAGAUACCAGCACCUGUCGUCAGUUGGAACAUCGCACCCAGCAUGAACAAACCGUACAAGUGCAAGGAAAUAGAGCCAACUAAUAUACCACGUCAGUGCCUACGAACGACAGAGAAACUUGGCUCGAGAACCAUAGGAGAGGCUAUAAUAUGUGAAACUGUUGGUCUAGACGAGAUCGUAUCUGGAGCUCCUAGAUUAGUCGUUGCUCGCGUACCCUUAUGUACCAGCGACAUUCGUGCUAACAACGCAGCAGACCAGAUGAGGGAAGUGCAAUUUCUAUCGUGUUUAUCCGAUCCGAAUGUGGCACGUGUAUUAGGGGUCUGCACUGUUGAGCCAGUGCCAUGGACGAUUAUCGAGUAUACAGAACUCGGUGAUCUCGCUCAUUAUCUUCAAUACAGUGUACCGCUCACGGGAACUCUCAGGCCAAAUUGCAAUCUAAAAGCUCUUAGUCAAAGUUGCCUGCUGUACAUGGGGACACAGAUAGCAUCGGGAAUGAGAUUUCUUGAAUCGAAGAAUCUGGUGCACAAAGACUUGGCAGCCAGAAAUUGUCUGGUAGGUCGUUCUUACACCGUGAAAGUGACCGAUAUAGCUAUGUGCAGCGAUCUUUACAAGAAAGAUUACAGCGAUAUAGGAGGUAGACCACCCGCACCGAUCAGAUGGUUACCGUGGGAAAGCAUUCUGUUGGAUAGGUAUACAUGUUCGAGUAGCAUAUGGUCUUUUGCCGUGACACUCUGGGAAGUAAUGAGCCUGGCUAGAGAAAAGCCUUUUCAACAUCUGUCAAAUGAUCAAGUUAUUCAGAACGCCGAGCAUAUGUAUUACGGAGCGGAACUGCAAGUAUUUCUCCCGAAACCAACAAUGUGUCCGGAGGAGGUCUAUCGGAUGAUGUGCUCAUGUUGGAGAAGAGACGAGACAUCGCGACCAACCUUCAAGGAUAUUUACACGUUCCUGAAGAAUAUAAUAGCGGACUAUCGACCUGGUGUAUAAGUAAUCUUGGUUAACUGUGAUACGGAAUGGACGGCUAAUCUCUUGAACGUGAACAACGUCAUCGGGAAUAUUCCGAGUAGGACGAAGCGUUAUACGGGAUCGUACUCGCCGGGCAUGACGCCUCGCGCGAAAUCAGAUUCUCCGGAAAUGUACAAUCGUUAGUUUUAGACAUACGUGUAUUGGAGACGCUGGAUCUCGCGUCUCCUUCCUUGCGCAGAAAACAUGACAAACAAAAAAUCGCACGCCGAAUGUAAAGAUCCACACACGGAGAAAAAUAAUUUUGCUGUUGUAGUAAAAUUAUCUUUAUUAUUGUAUAUUUGUAGAAGCAGCAAAAAAAUUUAGUUUGAAUCAAUAAAAAUUUUAGAACUUAUUCGAGCAAAAUCUGUUUUGUUGCAAAAAUAUUGUAAAAAUAUUUGCUGAAUGUAUUUCUUUACAAUUAGAUUUAAUUCGUUGAUAAACUGAUAUACUUAUUUUGAGCAAAUAUACUUUUGCUAUUACAACAAAAAUACUACUGCUCAUAUAAAUGGGUUUAAACCUGUGAUUCAAUGAUCUUAAUCUUACUGCAGAAUAAUUUGUUGUUUUGAGUAAGCUUAUAUUUAACAAAUAGCAACUAAUAUUCUUAACUCUUUGCUGUUCACAAAUAAUUAAUAGAUUUUGCUACAUAAGCAUAAAAUCUGCUAUGCUAGUAAAUUAUUUUUCUCUGUGCAGUGAUCGAAAAUGAUCUCCCGAACUUUAAUCGCGCAUAAUCUGUUAUCCAGACGAAAGCAGUGGCGAUAACGGACGUCUUCGAGCGAAUGCCAAACGAGCACGAGAUGUAUAAUUGACAUAUAAGUGUUAGGUUUGUUUUCUUCAGAUAAUCAAGAUUGAUAAUUUCGCUCUGCUCUUCAAUUCGAAUGUAUAAUCGCGUCACUUUUGUCUGUUUAAUAAGAUUUCAUUUUCUAGUCAAUACGAAUCUUUAAUUCUCACGAAAGUGCUAUCGUUGUACAGUAUUCUAACAUUAAUAACAUGUAAUGUACGCUACUAUGCUCAGUACUGAUAAAGUCUAUCCAUUUGUACAUAUAAACUUAGGUCUUAACGCUAGGAAUAUGGGAAAUUUUUACGGCAGUGUCAUGACGGCUGCUUCCCCCCUCCCCUCCCUCUUUCAUUUUCUUUUUUUUUCAUCCAUAAACUAAAUCUUUAAACUUUUAUGUUAGGUAGCUCUGCUACAAGUCUGACGAUACGUGAUGCUAACAAAUUUCAAUACAAACACAUAAAAAAGGCAAAUACGAAUCUAGCACGUACUAGUUUAGUCGUCCACACUAGACUCUCCUUGCCUUUUGUAUUUUGAACUUCAGGCCUUUGUUUGUAUUUAAAUUUCAUGUGGCUUUACGACCUCAUCUAACAAAUUCUUUUUCCAUCUCAAAUCGUAAAUAUAAUGAAUUAAGUUGGCUCAAGUGUAAAAAGUAUUUAUAAAAAUAGAAUCGAGCAAUAUUUGAAAAGGUGUUAAAUGUUCAGUCGAUUAAGUACAGGCGUGAAAUAAUUUUAUUCGCUCACCGUCUUACUGCGCCUUAAAAAUUUCGGCUUAGUCAACUUGUACAUUCGAAACCCAUCAGUAGUAAGUACUUAUUAUUCCAUUGUUCGUUUAAGUUGGAACUGUACUACUUUAAGGAGGUGUAGAUUUCAAGUAUGUUCUUCCUAAGGACGUAAUAUGAAUACAUAUCCUUGCUCGUUUUUAUUUAAGAACAAAAAAAAAUGCUAAAGACAUCUAGCAACGAGUAUCGUGCUUUGGAAGAAAAUCAAUAAAAAUUUAAAUAACGCUAUAUAUUUGUUGGAAUUUAAAAUUAUGGACGCUUGAGCGUAUCGAUGAUAGCAAUAAAAAAAAAUUAAAAUGUUAAUAAAAAAAAUGAAAAAUAAUAAUAUAACAAUA